Messenger RNA from Eucalyptus grandis, 1686 nucleotides. RefSeq names its product sodium/calcium exchanger NCL2. Lineage: Eukaryota; Viridiplantae; Streptophyta; Magnoliopsida; Myrtales; Myrtaceae. Gene Ontology annotation, cellular component: membrane. Gene Ontology annotation, biological process: calcium ion transmembrane transport; intracellular calcium ion homeostasis. The record is from RefSeq and is a predicted model, not a curated record. Gene Ontology annotation, molecular function: calcium:proton antiporter activity; calcium ion binding. The transcript has 7 exons. The coding region runs from base 1 to 1686 and encodes 561 amino acids.
AUGAGGCUUGCGUUCUUCGUGAUUCUGGCCAUACUGACCGCUUUGGCAGACAGCCGGUCUGUUAAAGGAACCUUCGACCUGAUACCGGACACCUCGGGCAGGAGCGAUGGGGCGCCGUCCUCGGCCCUGGAUCUCGCAGCAGCGGCGACCGUGACAUGCGAGCCGACUUACGGGUUCUUGCCGUGCACGACCGAGCUGUGGGGCGAGCUGUUUCUCGUGGCGGUGUACGAAUGCUUGCUCGCCCUCGCCGGCAAGUACGUGUCUUCGGGGUCGGAGCUCUUCUUCCGCAUGUUCGGAACUGGGAUCUUCGGUGCCUCUCUGUUCCAAAUGCUGGGAACCUUCCCUCAAGUCAUCAUAAUGCUCGCUAACGCAAUAUCAGCAAGCUCGGACAAGACUGAGUCGGUGGCGACGAUGGCAAUGGCCAUGCUUGCAGGAUCGGCAAUCUUCAGCCUCUCGCUAGUUUGGGGUUCCAUUGUUGCUUUUGGCAGUUGUGAUUUUUCGAGCUCUUCGCCUUCUUCGUCCGAUCGACAACCCACCAGAGAGCCAUGCCGUCUGACAGGUUCAGGUGUCGAAACUGACCCGGAGACUAAAUACAUUGCCAGAAUCAUGUUCGUUUCCAUGAUUCCAUUCCUCAUUCUUCAAUCGGCGAAGAUUGUUAAUUUUACUGCUGGGAAACGAAUUGUGAUUUUGGUCAGUCUCAUAGUUACGGUCAUCUUCCUCGUCACGUAUUGCACUUACCAGGUCUUUAAGCCAUGGAUUCAGAAGAAGAGACUUGAAUAUCUAGUGCGAUUAUACGAAGGAGAGAGCAUACUGCAGAGUCUUCUCACCGUCCAUGGCAAGCCGAAUGUACUUCGUAUAAAAGACCUCUUUCAAAAGAUGGACCAGAACAAGGAUUCACGGGUACCAAAAACCGAACUGUACUCAUUUAUGCUGGGAAUACAGAUCAUGGAAGCCGGUUUGAACACAGACGACUUCACCGAUUCUGUGAUGAAGCUAUUCGACUCUUCAAUUGAUGCAUUUAUAAGUGAAUCUGAAUUUGUGCAAGGAAUUUCUGAAUGGUUGGACGAGGACACGCUCCCUGUAAACAGUCUUGCUCAAGCUCGAUCCUCAGCUGGCAACCAGUCACAGGAAACAACACCAGAGCAAGAGAGCUUGUUAUUGCCUCGUUAUAAAACAAGCAAGUCCACAGGUCGAUUUGACGUGUGGUGGAACUAUACAAAAGCUGGUUUCCUGAUAAUCGUAGGAUCCGGCAUAACAGUUCUGCUCGCAGGACCCCUCGGGGACAGCUUCGAAGAAUUCGGGCGCGCUGCGGGGAUUCGCCCAUUCUUCAUCUCUUACGUGUUGAUUCCCUUGGCCACAAGCUACCGUCAAGUGCUCGCAGCCGUUAUUUCAGUGAAGAAGAAGACCAAAAGGGACAUUUCCGGGGCGUUAACUGAGGUUUACAACGGGGUGUUCAUGAAUAACGUGAUGGGAUUAGCCACGUUCUUGGCCCUCGUGUACAUCAAGGACAUAGCCUGGGACGUCCCGGCCGAGGUUCUGGUCGUGCUUCUGAUCUGCACUUUGAUGGGGUUCAUCACAAGCUUCUGCACCAAGUUCCAGCUCUGGACGUGUAUUCUUUCGUAUGCUCUCUACCCUUUAUCUCUUCUGCUUCUUUAUAUCCUCACGAGUGUUUUAGGCUGGUCUUAG